CACGCCGUGUGCCUGGAGCAGGCCAUGGUCUUCAUCGAGGAUGCCAUCCAGUACCGCUCUAUCAACCAUCGCAUGGACGUCUGGUCGAUGUGGCUGUACCGUUGGUAUUACUCCAACCUGUGCCAGUGGGUUCUGAGCAUCACCAUCUUCCUCAUCCUCGCCCUGGCCUUCGUGGAGAGCCCUUCGUCACUCUCGAGGACCUCGGAUGUGCGCUACCGCGAGGCUGCGUGGGAAGCGCCAUGUGGGGUGACUGAGAGCCUGGAAGGCCUCUGCCUGCUGAUCUUUGUGGCCGACAUCUCGGUGAAGGGCUACCUGGUGCGGUUGGAGCGCUUCCGCCGGAACCCCUGGCUGCUGGCCUAUGUGGUGGUGAUCACCGUGUCGCUGGCCGACUGGAUAAUGACGCUCGCUUUCCUGUGCCAGGAGCACCUGCGCGUUCGCCGCCUGCUGCGCCCCUUCUUCCUGUUGCAGAACUCGACCAUGAUGAAGAAGACGCUCAAGUGUAUCCAGUGGUCGCUGCCGGAAAUGGCCAGUGUCAUGCUGCUGCUGUGCCUGCAUCUGUUCCUCUUCACCAUGUUCGGGAUGUUGCUCUUCACCAGCGACAAGGACAGCGACGGGCAGGACAAGGAGCGACAGCAGUACUUCCACACCCUGCCCGAAGCCCUCACGUCCCUCCUGGUGCUGCUCACCAUGGCCAACAACCCCGACAUCAUGACGCCUGUAUACUCCAAGAACCGGGUCUAUGCCAUCUUUUUCAUCCUCUUCACCCUCAUAGGAAGCCUGUUCUUGAUGAACCUGCUGACUGCUAUUAUCUACAACCAGUUCCGGGGCUACCUCAUGAAGUCCCUGCAGACGUCUCUGCUCCGGCGGCGCCUGGGCACACGAGCGGCCUUUGAGGUGCUGGCAACGCCGGUGCAGGAUUCGGAGCAUCCCCAGCAAGUUGGGGUGAAGGUCCAAGAUUUGCUGAAGGUUCUUGAGAAAGGGCAGCUGUCCAACACCCACAAACAGGCCAUCAUAAAGAAUGUUUGUUCCUGCGGCAGCAGCGUGCUGUUGGCCGAUGAGUUCCAGAAACUCUUCUACCAGUUUGACAGGAGGAUAAGCAAGGAGCAUCCCCCGAUGCCUGAGUACCAGUCUCCUUUCCUGAAGACGGCCCAGUUCUUCUUCAGCCACCCCUUCUUUGACUGCCUGGGCAACCUCGUUGCCAUUGGCAACCUGGUGUCCAUUUGUUUCUUCCUGAUUCUGGACCGUGGUGUGCGCACUGGCCAGUGGGACAACUUUACCAUGGAGGUCCUCAAUUGCGUCUUCAUCCUGUACUACCUCUUCGAGGCUCUGCUCAAGGUGUUUGCGCUGGGACUGCGGGGUUACCUGUCCCGGCCCAGCAACGCCUUUGAUGGGCUGCUCACACUUGGCCUGCUGGUUCUGGAAGUCUCUGCACUGGUCGUGUACCGCUUCCCAUACCUGGGUCUGGGCUGGACGCCGCGGCUGCUGUCGCUCUGGGACUUGGCCAGGCUGGUGAACCUGUUCAUCGUCUUCCGCUUCCUGCGCAUCAUCCCCAACGUGAAGCUCAUCGCCGUGGUGGCCAGCACCUUCAUGGACCUUGUCAGGAACAUGCGCGCAUUCGGUGGGAUCCUGGUGGUGGUUUACUACGAAUUUGCCAUCAUCGGCCUUAGCCUGUUCCAGGGUGUCAUCGUCCCGCCUGGAAACAGCAGCCUGGCCGCCAACGCCUCUGCCACCUGUGGGAGCUUCGAGCAGCUGGAGUACUGGGCCAACAACUUUGAUGACUUUGCUGCGGCCCUGGUGGUGCUGUGGGACAUCAUGGUCGUCAACAACUGGCAGGUGUUCCUGGACGCCUUCGUGCGCUACGCGGGACCGUGGUCCAAGGUCUACUUUGUGACCUGGUGGCUUGUGUCGUCUGUUAUCUGGGUCAACGUGUUUCUGGCUCUGAUUCUGGAGAACUUUCUCAGCAAAUGGGACCGGCAGGGCAACAUGCCAGUAAUCGGUGGUGUCCGAGAGACCACGCAGGCCUUGUCCCUAGAGCUGCUUUUCAGCGACAUUCUGGAGGAGCCCACUGAGGAGCAGCUGAUGGAGAAGCUGCGCCACUACCCCUACCUGCAGUUGUGCCGGUGA
Suncus etruscus (white-toothed pygmy shrew) is the source of this 2124-nucleotide messenger RNA. RefSeq names its product two pore segment channel 2 (gene TPCN2). The transcript has 24 exons. Gene Ontology annotation, molecular function: monoatomic ion channel activity; voltage-gated channel activity. NCBI's taxonomy places the organism in Eukaryota, Metazoa, Chordata, Mammalia, Eulipotyphla, Soricidae. The record is from RefSeq and is a predicted model, not a curated record. The annotation marks the transcript as partial. Gene Ontology annotation, biological process: monoatomic ion transport; transmembrane transport. Gene Ontology annotation, cellular component: lysosomal membrane.